Messenger RNA from Topomyia yanbarensis, 720 nucleotides. It is a transcript of the gene Uxt, whose product is annotated as protein UXT. Gene Ontology annotation, biological process: protein folding; negative regulation of transcription by RNA polymerase II. Bases 184 to 621 code for a protein of 145 amino acids. NCBI's taxonomy places the organism in Eukaryota, Metazoa, Arthropoda, Insecta, Diptera, Culicidae. The transcript has a single exon. The record is from RefSeq and is a predicted model, not a curated record. Gene Ontology annotation, molecular function: transcription corepressor activity. Gene Ontology annotation, cellular component: cytoplasm; prefoldin complex.
UGUUGACAUUUUUUAUCGCGAUAGUACGUUCAAAAUAGCACGAGAAAGAUAAAAGUAAUGUUACCAUAAGAAAUAAAUUUUUCUGUAACUUGAUUGAAUACUGUUAGUGUACACCGCCAAGCACGGGUAGCUUUUGUUAGAGUUAACAUCCGGAUCUUACUGUUAAAGACGUACCAAGUGAUCAUGACACCGGCUGUGAAUAACCGACUCGCGCCGGCUAACCUCGAAAGUUUCAUAAAUGACACCCUCCGGGAGGAUCUGAAAACGUACGAGCAGCAGCUGAACCGAUUGAACGGGGAAGUAAUGGAAUAUGUACAGCUUAAAAAUAUGAUUGAAAACUUCCCCGACGGGGAAUUCAAGACGCAGGUCAACAUCGGCAGUAAUUUCUUUAUGAAGGCAAGGACGACUCAGGUGGACAAAAUACUGGUGGACGUUGGAUUGAAAUGUUACGUCGAGUUCAGCUUGGAAGAGGCACUGCGGUUUGUGGAUAUGAAGGUCAAAAUUUUAACGAAGCAAGCGGAUGUUAUUCGGGAUCAGAGCGUGGAGACGAAAGCAAAUAUCAAACUGGCACUGUUGGUGAUCGGAGAUUCGAGUGGACUACAUGCCAAUACGGAACGAUGAAGUUGAAUGUUAUGUUUUUUUUUUUACAAUGUGCUGACCAUAGAAUAGUGAAUUGAUUUCGGGUUGAAAGAUGAAAAUGGCCAAAUAAACGUACUGCAU